Molecule: messenger RNA, 1396 nt
Organism: Conger conger (European conger)
Lineage: Eukaryota; Metazoa; Chordata; Actinopteri; Anguilliformes; Congridae
Exons: 3
Coding region: 297-1358 (353 amino acids)
Source: RefSeq, a predicted model, not a curated record
AUGCCAAUAAUGAAAUGUAAUGUAAAAGACAUUAAAGCUUCCCAAAAACCUGCUUAACCUGCUUAAGAAAAGAAUAGAGGUCAUAUUUGGCAUUGCAGGACUGAAGUAACAGCAGAUACGCUGAAACCGCCCAUCACCAAUGACUGUUGCGGUGAUGUAAUUUGGGAAUGUUUCGAGAAAAGUCUGUAUACAGAUCACCUGGGAAGAGCGCAGACAGCGACUUCUUAGACUUCAAUACUAUUUUAUUGAGUAUCCAGCAGCAUCAGUGCUUUUCAUCAGACUAACUUUACUGGAACAUGGAAAUAAGGAUGCUGUUCCACCCACCGAAAGAUCCCAAGUUCCCAAGGAAACCGUGGAUAGGAUAUGUGAACGACGUGCCCUUCGUGGGCACUUCUGCUGACAUGGUGGACGGCUUCAUUGCGCUGCUCCAAGGAGACCGAAAGACCGCAGAGGCCAAGAGCUAUAAGGACUUCCUGGACUCAGCUGGAAUCCAUGACCUGAAGCCAGGGUCCAUCCUUCAGAACGACACAAUCCAGAAAGUAGUCGGGUGCAGUGCCAGAGUAUCCAAAUAUAUAAUUGAUUACAUUAUACAAGCAAAAAAUCCACGGGCGAAAGCCACCGUCAAAGUAACUAAGGCAGCCCAGGCAGGUAAAGAUCUAACCACAUCCCUUUCCAAGUCUUUCAAGGCUCUCAGGGAUACAUUGAAAGAACAUGGUAUAGACUUGCUCGAAGAUGUACAACAGAACCGAAGGUCUAACCGGGGAGAACACGUUUUCAACAACGCCCUGCUUCGGUUAUAUGGGUCGAUAAUUGAUUUAUACAUUGCAAGGCACGUCGAAAAAGGUAACAGAAAUACGUUGGUUGACAGUAUCCCAAACAGCUGCGUUAGUGACGCCUUCCGAAGCAACGCCCCAGAUGGCAGAUACCUCAACUUGACAGCUGAUCAGAGACGAAACAUUAGAAACUGGGUAGUUUGCAUUCCGGACAAUAUGGUAUAUAUCCCAAUAAACAACACUCUGUUUUCAUACAUGAUAGGGGAGAUUAGGAACAAUGCUGUUAAGGCCAUGCAUUCAUUUAGUCUGUUUCAAAAUGAUGAGAAAGUGCUGCGUAAACUCUCUCAAUUAGUAGAAUGGAUGAAUACUCAUCGCGUUUAUCUGGACCCAUAUGCCGCGGGAAUUUGGCUUUUUGAAAACCAAUUUCGUCAUCAUGAAUUUCACAUGACUGAAGACGGCGUGCAACGUAUGCUGAGGUCCAUCGUUCCCUGUAAGACAACCUUGUUAAUUGAAUAUGUGAAUAUGCUGAUACUGGCCGCCAACCUGGUGGGUGUAUUCAUUCAAGGUGCGGUUAACCACAGUUAAGAAGCCUUAUGCAUCCUGCUCUUUAAUCAUUAAAAAUU